Pneumocystis jirovecii RU7 is the source of this 753-nucleotide messenger RNA. RefSeq lists its product as uncharacterized. The transcript is spliced from 3 exons. The coding region runs from base 1 to 753 and encodes 250 amino acids. The record is from RefSeq and is a predicted model, not a curated record. Lineage: Eukaryota; Fungi; Ascomycota; Pneumocystomycetes; Pneumocystales; Pneumocystaceae.
AUGAAGCCUCAAAUUUUAAGCUCUAAAAGCAGUCAUCCAGGAGAUUUAUUUAAUAAAAAAGAUAUUAAUUGUAAUCUAGUAAAAAUGUUUCUUAUAAAUACUUUUUCCAAACGUUUUUUCAGCUCAUAUUAUGAUAUUUUAGAUGUGUCGCAAAAUGCAUCUCACAAAACAAUUAAACAGAAAUACUAUCAACUAAGGCAUUGUUUUUCCAGCAAAAAAUUUCAUCCUGAUUUGCAUAAAAACAACAAAGAAAUAUGCAAAAAGUUUUUAAAAAUAAAAGAAGCAUAUGAAGUUUUAACCCAUAAAACUAAACGGAAAGAAUAUGACGAGAGAAUGGGGAUUAACCAAAAAAUGAAUUCUAAAUCAUUUGGAGCAGCAAAAAAUGUCUUUUAUAAUGGAUUAUAUCGAGAAACAAUAGAAAAUGCUCAUUCUUUCGAGCAUGGCAAUAAGGAUGGCUAUAAAGGCAGUUUUUCAGACUGCCAAUAUACGCAAGAAAGUCUUUAUAAUAAUUCACAUAUUAACUAUGACACACAUUAUGAAACGUACUAUACAUAUGAAAAAUAUCGAAUGAAAUAUUUAAAAGAAAAAAAAUUUCCAAUAUCAAAAGAAGGGACAUGUUCUACUAAAUUCUUAGGUAUUUCAACUAUUGUAUUAAUAAUUAUUUUAUUAUCAUCAUUUUCACACUUCAAGAAUAAAAAAUCAAAAAAAUAUUCACCGUUUCAAGAACCUUUGUCACAACAAACAAUAUAUUAA